Octodon degus (degu) is the source of this 1410-nucleotide messenger RNA. RefSeq names its product keratin 26 (gene Krt26). Lineage: Eukaryota; Metazoa; Chordata; Mammalia; Rodentia; Octodontidae. Gene Ontology annotation, molecular function: structural molecule activity. The transcript has 8 exons. The record is from RefSeq and is a predicted model, not a curated record. The coding region runs from base 1 to 1410 and encodes 469 amino acids.
AUGUCGUUCCGGCUCUCCGGCGGCUCCAGGCGCAUCUGCGCCCAGGCUGGGUCUGCCCGGCUGCCCAGGGCGGGCUCCGGCUUCGGGGCUGGGAGCACCUGCGCGGCCCCGGGAGCGGCGGAGAGCAGCUUCGCGUGCACGCUGGCGGGUAUUUCUGCAGCAGGAAGCGCCUGCCAAGGUGGUGGGGGGUCUGGCGGCAGCAGCUGCGGUGGUUUCCUUGGAAACGAGCAGGGUCUCCCGUCCGGCAACGAGAAGGUGACCAUGCAGAACCUCAACGACCGCCUGGCCUCCUACCUGGCCCACGUGCGCGCCCUGGAGGAGGCCAACGCCGAGCUGGAGCGCAAGAUCGCGGGCUGGUACGACAGGUGCGGGCCGGAGCGCUUCCCGGGACUCGGGCACGACUACAGCAGAUACUUCGCAGCCAUUGAGGAUCUGAAAACACAGAUUAUCUCUGUGACCGCCUCUAACGCCAGCAUUGUUCUCCAAAGCGACAACGCCAGGCUGACUGCUGAUGACUUCAAGCUGAAGUACGAAAACGAGCUGGGUCUGCACCAGAUCAUGGAGGCGGACACCAGCAACCUUCGGGGAGUGCUGGAGGAGCUGACGCGCUGCGCCGCGGACCUGGAGAUACAGCGUGAGAACCUCGCCGAGGAGCUGAGCUGCCUGCGGAAGAACCACGAGGAGGAAACCAGAGCCCUGCAGGGCGCAUCGGGGGGCAACGUGAACGUGGAGAUGAACGCCGCCCCGGGCGUCGACCUCGCCGUGCUGCUGAACAACAUGCGCGCGGAGUACGAGGACCUGGCCGAGCAGAACCGCAGGGACGCCGAGGCCUGCUUUCACGAGAAGAGUGCUUCUCUGCAGCAACAGAUUUCGGACGACGCAGGUGCAGCCAUGGCAGCCCGGAGCCAGCUGACGGAACAGAAGCGCAGCCUGCAGACCCUGGAAAUAGAGCUCCAGUCCCUGCUGGCUAUGAAACAGUCCUAUGAACACACGCUGGCUGAGACGGAAGGAAAUUACUGCGUUCAACUCCAGCAAAUCCAGGACCAGAUCGCAACGAGAGAGGAGCAGCUGCAGCAGAUUCGAACAGAAAUGGAAGCCCAGAAGCUGGAGUAUGAACAGCUCCUUGAUAUCAAAAUGAUUUUGGAAAAGGAAAUUGAAACAUACUGCAGCUUACUAGAUGGAGAAGAAGGCAGGAGCAACUCCACAUGUUGCAAAUCAAAAGGACCCAAGCCGGCCAACUCUGGAAAUCAAGUCAAAGACUUAACGGAAGAAACAUUUGUCAAAGCGAUGGUGGACGAGCUGGACCAGCUGGGCAGUGUCCUCUCCCUCAGGGUCCACUCCGUGGAAGAAAGAUCCUCUAAAAUAAGCAACAUCACCAUGGAGCAGCGGGUACCUCCUAAAGCCCCCUAG